CUUUGCAUCACCUUGUUCCUCCUUGUUGCCGAUUUCUUAGCCGCCGACAUGAGACCUCCAAGAGGCGGUGGUAGCUUCAGGGGCCGGAGCGAUGGAGGUGGAGGGAGAGGCAGGGGGAGAGGUAUGGGAGGUCGAGGCGGUGGUGGUGAAGGCCGUGGGGGUGCAAGGGGCCGUGGCGGCGGACGAGGAGGUAGGGGAGGAAGAGGACGCGGGGGAGGCCGCGGUGGGGGGAUGAAGGGCGGGAGUAAGGUCGUCGUCCAGCCACACAGGCACGACGGAGUUUUCGUGGCUAAGGGGAAGGAAGACGCACUCUGCACGAAGAACAUGGUACCUGGUGAAUCUGUUUAUGGAGAGAAGCGAGUUUCUGUUCAGAAUGAAGAUGGGACUAAAGUUGAGUACAGGAUAUGGAAUCCUUUCCGAUCAAAACUUGCAGCUGCUAUACUUGGUGGCGUGGACAACAUUUGGAUUGCUCCUGGAACUCGUGUACUUUAUCUUGGUGCUGCAUCAGGGACCACGGUGUCUCAUGUUUCUGACAUUGUUGGACCUACAGGAGUUGUGUAUGCGGUGGAAUUUUCACAUAGAAGUGGUAGAGAUCUUGUAAACAUGGCGAAAAAGCAUACCAAUGUAAUUCCCAUAAUAGAGGAUGCUAGACAUCCGGCUAGAUAUAGGAUGUUAGUUGGCAUGGUUGAUGUUGUCUUUUCAGAUGUGGCUCAGCCUGAUCAGGCACGUAUCUUAGCUCUGAAUGCUUCUUAUUUCUUGAAGAACGGUGGACAUUUUGUAAUUUCAAUUAAGGCCAACUGCAUCGACUCCACGGUUCCUGCUGAGGCUGUUUUUGCCCAAGAAGUGAAGAAAUUGCAGGCUGAACAAUUCAAACCGUCUGAGCAAGUCACAUUGGAACCAUUUGAAAGAGAUCAUGCCUGUGUUGUCGGCAGCUACCGCAUGCCAAAGAAGCAGAAACUAGCCACUGAAAGCUGAGGAUUACUCUUGCAAUUGCUCCAAAUGAGUGCUAUCUAUCUCUUUGUACCUUAAUCAUGUUUGGUUUCUGUUCAAGCCUCAGCUUGUUCUCUUCUGGAUGCUGAGUAAACAUUUGGAUUGUAGUAGCUACUAUCUAGGAAGUAUUUGGAUGUUAAGUAUGGUUGAUGCCAUUAGAAUUUGAAGAUCAAUUGAAAAGUGGGGUCCAGAGUA
Messenger RNA from Zingiber officinale, 1185 nucleotides. RefSeq names its product rRNA 2'-O-methyltransferase fibrillarin 1-like. The record is from RefSeq and is a predicted model, not a curated record. Gene Ontology annotation, cellular component: nucleolus; box C/D methylation guide snoRNP complex; small-subunit processome. The transcript has 7 exons. Gene Ontology annotation, biological process: rRNA methylation; box C/D sno(s)RNA 3'-end processing. Lineage: Eukaryota; Viridiplantae; Streptophyta; Magnoliopsida; Zingiberales; Zingiberaceae. The coding region runs from base 49 to 975 and encodes 308 amino acids. Gene Ontology annotation, molecular function: rRNA methyltransferase activity; histone H2AQ104 methyltransferase activity; RNA binding.